Messenger RNA from Volvox carteri f. nagariensis, 663 nucleotides. RefSeq lists its product as uncharacterized. Bases 1 to 663 code for a protein of 220 amino acids. NCBI's taxonomy places the organism in Eukaryota, Viridiplantae, Chlorophyta, Chlorophyceae, Chlamydomonadales, Volvocaceae. Gene Ontology annotation, molecular function: nucleoside triphosphate diphosphatase activity. The transcript is spliced from 7 exons. The record is from RefSeq and is a predicted model, not a curated record.
AUGUUGCUCCAACACAAAACCGCGUUGAACGCUAAGCGCAUUGUGCUUGCUUCUGGAAGCCCUCAAAGGAAAGAUUUGCUGACAAACAUGGGUGUGAAAUUCGAGGUCAUCGCUUCUCGGUUCGAUGAGAAGCUUCCAAAGGACCGCUUUCCCUCCGGAGCCGAGUACGCUUUGGAGACCGCCCGGCAUAAGGCCCUGGACGUGGCGGCCAUGGGGAAACAGAUGCAGAACCCGCCACUUGUGGAUCUCAUCAUAUCCGCGGAUACGGUCGUGGAGGCCGACGGGGAAAUUUUGGAGAAGCCGGACGAUGAGGAGCAUGCGGUCCGACUGAUAUCCAGUCUGAGCGGGAGAGACCACCAAGUACACACGGGGGUUUCGCUCGUCCUGCCGGGAGAGCCAGAUCCCGCCACUGGCCAGCCCCCCUUCAUUCGAAGCUUCUUCGUGACCACGGAUGUGACCUUCGCGCAGCUUUCCUCCGAAACCAUUCAGGCGUAUGUGGCGUCAGGCGAGCCCUUUGGCAAGGCCGGGGCGUACGGCAUUCAGGGUCUAGCCGGCUCGUUCGUUGUGGGACUUCGAGGUUGUUUCUACAACGUGGUGGGUUUUCCCGUACACAGGUGCGUGUGCGUGGGGGUGGAGGGGGGUCACCGGGAGAACAGAAGCUGA